AAUAGACUUUGAGGAAAAAAACUUGAUUUCCCUAAUGACUCGUGGUUUCCCUGUAGCACACAGAAGAUCUUCCUUUAACUUCGAAUGCCUCCGCCGACAAAGCAGUCAAGAUGACAUACCACUCUCUCCCAACUUCCACCACCGCACUGCUUUACCGCUUCACUUAAUGCAGCAGCAGGUCAUGGCUGUUGCAGGUCUGGAUUCCAGCAAAGCUCAUAAACAUUCACCAAGCCGUUCAACGCGUUCCUGGGCUACCCCACCUGCAACCCCUCCCAACAGGGACCAUACGCCGUAUUACACACCUCUAAUCCAGGUUGAUAGGGCUGACUCCACAGAGCAUAUGAAUGGCAGCCUGCCUUCCUUGCAUAGGAGCUCUUGGUACACAGAUGACCCUGAUAUCUCCUACCGAACAUUUACACCAGCCAAUUUAACAGUCCCUAAUGACUUUAGGCAUAAACACAGUGACAAACAGAGGAGUGCAGACAGCUUGGUUGAAGCGGUACUUAUAUCUGAAGGCCUAGGAAGGUAUGCAAAGGACCCUAAAUUUGUUUCAGCUACAAAACACGAGAUUGCUGAUGCAUGUGACAUGACUAUUGAUGAGAUGGAAAGUGCAGCAAGUAAUCUUCUCAAUGGAAAUAUCAGCAAUGGGACCAAUGGGGAUAUGUUUCCCAUUUUAAGCAGACAAGAUUAUGAACUUCAAGAUUUUGGUCCUGGCUACAGUGAUGAAGAACCAGAAACGGGACAUUAUGAAGAAGACUUAGCUGAUGAAAUGAUAUGCAUUACAAGUUUAUAGUAUUUAGCAAGGAAAAACGAUUCUAACAACAGAAAAAGUGCCUCAUAGUUUAAAGAUGAUAGGCACUAGCUGGAGUGAAUAACCAAUCAAGUUUUGUACAAGUGAUGUCACACCUCAAGGAAGCCAUAACUAAUAAAUUAUCUCCAUGUUGCCGAAAUGUGGUCAGAGCUGCAGUACAUCAAGUCGCCUCCCACAGAAUCUUCCCACGUUCUUCUGUAGGCAUAAGGUUAUUUUGAAACUAGGCAGAUUGUGACAACCAGUUUUUUGAGGGCCAGAGUGAGAAUCUGAGGUGUACUAUGCUGCCUGU
Molecule: messenger RNA, 1100 nt
Organism: Dryobates pubescens (Downy woodpecker)
Lineage: Eukaryota; Metazoa; Chordata; Aves; Piciformes; Picidae
Product: voltage-dependent L-type calcium channel subunit alpha-1D-like
Exons: 3
Coding region: 35-793 (252 amino acids)
Source: RefSeq, a predicted model, not a curated record